Molecule: messenger RNA, 2298 nt
Organism: Prosopis cineraria
Lineage: Eukaryota; Viridiplantae; Streptophyta; Magnoliopsida; Fabales; Fabaceae
Exons: 2
Coding region: 1146-1910 (254 amino acids)
Source: RefSeq, a predicted model, not a curated record
CUUUCUUCCCACUGUGCUCAUUUUCUGUCUUGCCUCAUGUACCGAGAUCCCUUUUUCCUGUCAACUUUCUUCAUGCCGUCGUUCACCAACCUCAUUCAUGCUUUAGUUUUUUGUUGCCUUACUUCUUGCUUGCUGAAGGUCCUGCAUCAGUUCUUACUUGCUCUGUUUCCUCUUUCCAUUUGCUUAGCUGUAAAGCCCAGUGAAAAUCCCAGCUGUAUCCUCCAUUUUCAUCCCACAUCAUCGUGUUCAGCCCCUCGGUGAGCAGUGCCAGAAGCUGAGUUCCCUACUUCCAGCCAUUAUUCAGCAUCUCCAAUCGAUUUUUUUUCCUCUUUUCCAUCGUCACGUUGCUCUGUUUUCCAUUUCUUUACAUUUUUUCACUGUUCAUAAUUUCUCUUCGUCGCGUUCUACUUCCAGCCGUGAUUCAGCCGUAUCUUCACUCUCUUUUACCGUCGUUUUGUUCUGUUCGGCCUUCCCUGUAACUGGUUUUCACAGUUCAUAGCACACUGUUCAUCGUCUCUCUCUCCCCCCACCGUGUUCAGCCAGUUUUUGCCGUCACCCUGUGCUGUUUCAUACUGACAGAAGCGCGUUUUUACUGUUCAUAUCUCACCUCGCAGCUUCUUCAUUACCGCAGUGGCUGAUCUCCAACUUCAGUACCCUAUUCAUCGUCUUGUCCCUGCUUUCCGCAUCCCUUAUCUCAACUGUGGCCUAGCUUAAAUUUCUCCAGCUGUCCCUCAUUCCUUUAUCUGCACUGUGCAAGACUUAAGCUUAUUUCUUUGUGCUUCCCUGUUGCUCCUCAGUUCAUCUUUCCAUCAUACCUUUCCACCAAGCUCUGUCUUCCCAUGGUUCGGUCUGCAACUGUGCUCAUUCCACCAGCUUUGAAACUCACCCACACCGCCACUCAUAGCUCUUCCAUGCUGUUGCUUACUGCUUUCAUUUUCUCUGCUUCUUUUGAAUAUAUAUCUAUAUCUAUUACUCUUGCCUAAAGUUCGUUUUUUUUUUGUUUUGGUUUGAAGUUGAUUCCUUUAACUAGCGGUAUGGAUUCACUUAGCAAUGGGUCGCAAGAGUAUAGCUAAACGCAAGACUGCUCCAUCUUCUUCUCAAAAAGCUGCUAAGAAGCCAAAGCAACCAUUCAACAAUGAGAAUUCAUGGAUCAUGCAUGCCAACAUAGAUUUAUCUCUCUAGUGGGAUACAAGAAUUUUAUUUUUGACUGUUAUUGUGCAAUUCUAUGCUCCAAAGCUGCCUUUCAAACACUGGUGCGAAGGGGAUGGAUGGUGUACUUGACAAAUGACAAAUUUCAAUAUUAUAUCCCUGCUCUCGUUAGGGAAUUUUAUGUGAAUGCAUUUUAUUGCUACAAUGACACCUACUGGGUACGUGACAAGGAAGUGGUAAUUAAUGCUGAGGUUAUUCAGAACUAUUAUGGCUUCCCUUCCACUAUUGACUGUCUUUAUCGACAAUACGAGAUGAAUGUCUUCACACCUGAUUGGGAUGCAGUGGCCAAGCGUUUAUGUUUUGACUCUACUAGUUUUUGUCAAAGAGGGCUAUUGAGGGGUACACUUACAAGGCAAAGCACAUUUUGGUUUCAUUUUGUGGCUCACAAUGUCAUGCCCACAUCAAAUGCAUCCGAAAUGAACAAGGAUCAUUCUUUUCUCAUCUAUUGCAUCAUGGAGAGAAAAUUAGUUAAUCUUAUUGCUAUUAUCUAUGACUCUAUAAAGCGGUGUAUCAAUGUCAAGACUAAGAGAGCAUUUGCCUUCCCUCAUUUGAUUACUGAGUUGCUUCUGGCUAUUAAGGUUCCCAUUAUUGAUGAUGAGGAACAACAGCAACCUCGUCAGCCCAUUAAGUACCACAAAAUGCAUGCCAAGUCAUCUCGGGUAGAGAAGUCUCUGGUAGAACAAGGGGAAAAAGUCAAUUAGCCCACCCCUGUUCGUUCUCCUCCUUUUAAUGUGUGGGCUAAGCAAUAAUUGGAGUCAUUAACAAAUGCCGUCAAGAGGUUGGAAGAGCAUUUAUGCCUCAUCAUGCAGCAUUUACAUAUACCUCGUCAUGAUGUGCCUAGCUCAUCUGUGACACCUUCACCUAUUCUAUCUAUAGAUCCCUCUUAAGCUGAACCCACCACAGAAUUGAGCUUCCACUCUGCUUGAUUUGUGUUAUUUUGAUUAGUAUCUUUACUUCUUUUUCUUUUAGUCCUUUUAGUUAUUUUGCUAUUUGUCUUUGUGACUGUUUCAUUUAUUAUCUUGGUUUGUAACUGAUAUUUGAUAACACUUUACUCGAUGGUCUGUAACUAACUUCUUUAUUUCCAACUUA